UUUAUGGGCUGCCGGCCAUUUAGGAUUUCGUUGUUGCAUGGCCGGCAGUCGGUUCAAGUUCGCACAAUGUCUCUAAAAUGCAACGAAUUUCGGCGCGACGUUUUUAUGGGCUGCCGGCCAUUUAGCAUUUUCAAGACCUUGACCGGUAACCGGCCAUAUAGACACAGCGUUAAUUAUUUAGAGCUCUACGCAUAAAUGGAAACAACAGAAAUAAAAUAUGGAAUAAAAGUGAUUAAAAAAGAUGAUAAAUACUUCGAUGCAGACAGGAAAUGAAGUGCACCUGUUCAGCAUUGCUAUCUCAGCUUAUUUGUAUUAGAUAUAUAAUGGUAAACUGGUAAUAUAAUAUUUCAGUUGUAGAUGAACGAGCGUCCAUCAAGUAUUUCGCCGUGAUUAAAUACUCAACAGAAAUUUUCAAUACGCUGAUAGUCCUUUCAAAAACAAUUCGUCUUUUGUUGCAGUGAAUAAAAAGCAACUCACACGUAUUGGCUGUUUAAAAUUAAAAAACACUUAUCCACUCGAUUUGUUGAAUUAAGUGCUCGAUACAAAUUCGCCCUCCGCAUCAAGUGCAUUUUAUUUGGCCGUGUCAGCGAUUGUCAGUGAUUCAAAAACAAUGACCACAGACUAUAGUUCGUUGUAAAUGGGGUGAUAGACUCGAGGUGUUACCGCGGUUCUCAGUGAGACAAAAGGCGAUUGUGUUGCUCUCAACUGGUUUCAUCAAUGGCGAACUAUUCCUGUAGCGAAUACACUUCAUUUUACCAGUACAGACAUGUUCUACAUGAGUCGUUCAUCGCAUCGUCGGUGUUACUUGGCCUUCAAAUCAUCCCAGCUGUCGUAUUCAACCUUUCGAUUUUACUGGUAAUAUGGAAAACACCUUCUCUGCACACUCCUUCUUAUUUUUUCUUGUUCAAUCUUGCUCUGUCAGACUUAGCCGUGGCUAUCAUCGGAUCACCAUCGGUUAUCUUCACAUUUAUGAUUCAUGUUUAUGGAUCAGAUCACUUAUUAGUCUGUGUCUCAGUCCAUUCCUCUUGUAUUUUAUCUAGUCUCUUCUCCAGCGUUUCAUUCUUGACAAUUACAGCUGCAACUGUGGAUCGUUAUCUCGCUUUGAAACUCCAUCUAACUUAUGUAACACAUGUCACUACAUCUCGUGCUGUGGCCCUCUGUGUUCUCAUUUGGCUUUGUUCUGCUGUUCCACCUCUUUUAUCGAUUAUGAGCUUGAAAAUCUAUUGCUUGGUUGUUUUUCCAGCGCUGGUAUUUCUCUUGGCAUUGAUGUUUUUUUGCUAUUGUAAGAUAUUGCUUGUGAUUCGUCAUCACCGAAAUCAAAUUGAAUGCCAACAGAAUUUUCAACAAGAAAAUUGUACACCUUCGCAAAAUAUGACGAGCUUUAAAAAAAUAGCUUAUAACAUACUCGUCGUGUUUACUCUGAACACUCUUCUCUACAGUCCAAUUGUUAUUGGUCUUAUUGUAAGCACGGUUUAUGAGACUACGUUUGUAAAUCAGGUUCGAUUUUUUGUGCUUAUAUUCCCGUUCGUGUUUGCCAAUUCUACAGUCAACCCCCUUCUUUAUUGCUGGAGGCUGAAUGACAUUCGCAUUGCUCUCAAACAGAGGUGGCGACAACUUUAGGAGCAAAUUUACUAAUCCUAUACUGUGUCAUUGAUUAUUUUCUUCAUGGUACAUCUGAACUUGUUUUUUUUUUAAACAAUCUCUUUUGACAGACUAAGAGCAAGACUUUCAUGUUUGAUCUAUUGAUCUUUUCAAUCAUUGGUACGUUGCACAGUUGAUUAAUCAAAAACAAAAACAACAACAACAAAAAUAAAAUAAGCAAUAAACAAGUUCACAUGUACCAUGAAGCUUACAAACUCGUUGAUGAUCAAAUUUAAGAAACUUUCUAGAUUAUUUUCUUUCAGAGCUGCUUUGUAAAUGUUGAAACUAAAUAUAAUCAGAGUUGGAGAACAGUCUUCUGAUUCAGAAUCCUUUUUCAUUGGCAUGUCACGGAGAUUAUUGUUUUUCCACUAAUAUUUUCUUCUGCUACUGUCAUCUUUUGAUCAAUGAAGCCCUUGAGACGUGCUCCCAUGCAGAGAGAGGAACAAUCACUUGUCCUUUUGUUUUGAUACUUAUAAACUUACCCUCCUCCACAGGCGCCACUUAGAGUUACGAGCUUCUUGUUGUGGAAGCAAGAAAAGCGAGAGUGGGAGCAAAUGAAGAAGAGUGCGUGAUCCCUGCCCAAUAACAACAUACAAGUACAAAUCAUUUGUGUCCUCUUUAUUCAAAGCGUCUUCCACAGUUUGAUAUUGUCUUACCCAAUGCAAUUCACAUGCAGUUUACCACACACUCCAACAUUGGGUAGAGGAAGAGUUUCUUUCUAAGAUAGACAGGGGAUUUUUUCAUAACAACGAGAUAUUGAAGUUGAACAAAAAACUGAAAUGCAGUAAACUGUAUGAUUUCGAAAAGUGCAUAUGUAGCCAAAGUUGUUGAGAGUAGAUCUUUAGUAGUUUCGCUGUCUACAGCAUCAUCAGGAAAUGAGCGAGAUAAAAUGCAUAGAAUUAUAAGAGCGAAGCAGUCAAGCGAAACAUGAAUAGAUGUAUAGUCAAUAGGCGUCUACGACGGACAAGACAAAACUCUAGACAAUUAAAAUAACAAAUCCUGUAGCAAAGUUGACUUUGGAUGGUCUAGGGAACCAUUAUCGAUUAUUAAAAAAAUAACGGUUUCUUUGCGUUCUUCUUAUAGAAGUCGAAAUUGGUCGAGUCGUCGUUAUUCACUGACACGGUGAAGUCUAGUAAUGAGAUGGAAUGGCCAUCAGGAGUUUUGGUAGGUUUCUCGAUCUCAAAGUCGAUUUCGUUUUGUUGUGUUCUCAUUAUUGCGUGGAAACUAUCUGCAUGCUGUUGGUCGCUGGUUUGAGCGUAGACAUCAUCCACGUACCUGCUAUAUUGGCUAAUAUAUGCGCAGGCCGAGAGGGAUUGGCUUUCCAGUGUGUCCAUAAAGAGGAUGGCUAAUAUCCCUGAUAAACUUGAGCCCAUAGGGAGGCCUUUCUUCUGCUGAUAGAUGUGUGGGCCAAAAUUGAAAUAAACAUUUUGAGUGGCGAUGGUGUUAGUAGAUCUGCGAUGUUGACGUUAGUAAAAUGGUUGAUGGAUGAUCCCAUUCUGUCAGAUACAUUUUUAAUGGCUUCCUGGACUGGAAUGGAUGUAUUUAGUGCCACAACGUCUAAGCUGAAAGGGUAAGGAAAGUUGAGGUUGUCUUGGCAGUCACGGUGUCAAGGUAAUUGGCCGGAUUUCCAAAGGUUCCCAAAGAACUUUAGACGUUCUUCGGCUCUUGUGAAUUUUCUUGUCUUGUCAGUUGGAUCAAUUGCUGAUUCUAAUAUUUCUAAGGAACUUUAGAGGAUUUUUAGCUUUUUUGAAUUUACCUGAAUGAAUUGGUCUAUUCUGCCCAGCAGUUGCUAAUAUAAAGAUUUUCUAAAGGAAAGAAGAUGUUCUUCCAAUUUUCUUGUAUUGCUUUAAAGGUUUCUCAGAAACUAUAGAGGUUCUUUGAGUUCCUUGAAGGCAUAUGACAUCGGAGUAUCGAUACGUUUGAUGAUGUCUCGUACAGAUGAGAAAGGUGGACGGAAGAACUUACUAACCGCCACUGAUAGAUGGACUAAUGGUUAUUAAAAGACAUUGGAAACUUAUGUCAUUUCCAAUUACCUUUCAAGCUAGAGUAUGAAACGCCGCCAACACAUUCUAACCUAUUUCAAUAUUCGUCUAUGCAGGGACCUGGUCUAUGAUAACAUUCAAAUUUUAAUUUUGGUGACKACAAAACAAUUGGACUUUAGAUGCUUCAAAAAUUGAGGAUGUAAACCCAAUGCAUAAAAUACGCAUUUCGCUAAAUAGUCGUCUCCUAUAUAAUUUAGUAUACGUGCAGUGUUAUUCACUUGUCAAAUUGUCGGCUUUCAUAGUUAUUCUCCCUACUACCGAUAUCAGUUUUUGUUUCGUUUUGUUCCUAUAGUACUAAUUUUAGAAUGCCGUUAGUCUAAGAAUUUAAUCGUACUUGCUGUAUUUUCCUUGAAAAUUAAUGUAUUUCAUUAUAUACACGUCCAGUCUAGCAUUAUCUAGCAACUCAAUCAUGGACGCUUUUGAUGUGAUUCAAUAUACAUCAAGUGCUGUCUCCUUUCAAAAGUGCGGGUUAUCAGCAUCCCCUUAAACGUCAAAGGAUACAAAGCAGUAGCAAGAAGUGGUGAUGAAUUACCAUCAUAUAAUCACCGUCAGUGCCCUUCCGUUAUCUUAUCCGUUACCCACAUUAUUAGACGAAGAAACGUUACAGAAACCAUUCACUAGGCGAGUACGACUUGGUCACUCCAAAAGCUUAAUAUUUUAAGUGAAGUAUUUUGGUUUUAGAAAUGA
Molecule: messenger RNA, 4370 nt
Organism: Exaiptasia diaphana
Lineage: Eukaryota; Metazoa; Cnidaria; Anthozoa; Actiniaria; Aiptasiidae
Product: melanocyte-stimulating hormone receptor-like
Exons: 1
Coding region: 718-1620 (300 amino acids)
Biological process (GO): G protein-coupled receptor signaling pathway
Cellular component (GO): membrane
Molecular function (GO): G protein-coupled receptor activity
Source: RefSeq, a predicted model, not a curated record